AUGAGCAACCAGAUAGACCCCAGAUUAAGUGGCGCUGGCCACUACCAACCAGUACCGCAACGUGGACAGCCAUAUGCCAACACGAAGCCUCAACCUCAACACCCGCAUCAGCAUCAGCACCAACAUAUACCCCAGGCACAGGCUCUCCAGCCAGGAUUCGCGCCGCCAAGAAAUGAUAGCUUGAGGGCUGAUGGAUAUGCGAAUGUGUCGACCACUCCAUACUACCACGGCCAAUACCCAACUCCGAACACAUCAACACCACAGCAGCAUAGUACAGGGACCGGCGCACCGAGCACUGGCAGCAUCAGCAAUCAGGCAAGUCCGGAACAGAAUGGAUCCUACCAGCAAAGCGCAUUAGCAUACGCCGCGAUCGGUCAGACAAGUCCGGACGCACAAGGAUACGAUGAUGGAGACGGGCUGCAAGGAGACGAUGCCAAGAGGCCUCGGGCUUGCGAAUCAUGUAGAGCUCUCAAGGUCCGAUGUGACCAGGACCCUGCACACCCAGAAAUACCCUGCAAGAGAUGCGCAAAGGCGAACAGGCCAUGCGUGAUCACGCAACCGAGUCGCAAGAGGCAGAAGAAGGCUGACAGCCGAGUUGCUGAGUUGGAGAAGAAGCUGGACGCGUUGACGGCGGCACUGCAUCAUCAGCAUGCACAGACUGCAGCUCAGUAUGGCGCGCAGACAGUCCCUGGAGCGCCUUUGGCAGAUAUGAUGCAGGCUGGUGAGGGGAGUGUGAGUGGACAGUACAGCCAGGCUUUUGACGAGAGCCCAGCAGAAGUCACGCCGGGUGGACCAGUCAUGCCAUCUCGGAAGCGACAACGUAUGGAUCUGGCGCAGGCGUUCGAUGGCGCUGUGCAGCCUGAUUUGUCUCGAGCAACAUCGACGUCAAAUGAUGACCCUCUGAGGACCUUCAGCGAGAUACAGAACUCAUGGGCGCCAACGGACGCGAAGCGCUAUCUGCAUCACACGAGCCCGGAAGAGUUUACUGCCCGCAUCAACUCGCUUAUCAAUCCAGAGAUGGCCUCUGAUGUUUUUGGCGUGUAUAUUAACAAGCUUGCACCUCACCUACCCGCGGUUGUCUUCCCACCAGGCACUACUGCGGAGCAGCUCUUCAAAGACAAGCCAAUCUUGUACGUGAGCAUCCUGUCUGCUGCGUCCUUCGGCACGCUUCAUCCGGACAUUACUCGAGCGCUGGCUCGUGAGGCUGUGGGCGCCGUUGCCGACUGUGUUGUACGCAAUGGAGCGAAGUCGUUGGAGCUGAUCCAAGCAAUGCAAGUCAUGGCACUAUGGUAUAAGCCUCCAGAGAAAGCUGAGCAGACCAACUUCUAUCAGAUCAUACACAUGGCAGCUGUUAUGGCUCUUGAUAUCGGUCUUGGUAAACGUUUCAACCCAGCGAAGUCAAGACGAGGCUUUGGAGGACCCAACGCGAACUUCGCCCCUGGUCCGCAUAAGACGCUACCGCAGGAUAGUGACACUCUGGAAGCGAGAAGAGCGUGGCUGGGUUGCUAUUACCUGUGCGCGAGCGCGUCAAUGGUACUUCGCCGACCGAAUCUUGUGCGCUGGACAAAUUACAUGAAGGAGUGUAUCGAAGUCCUCGAGUCACAUCCAGACGCCUACCCAUCAGAUAAACUGUUCUGCCAACAUGUCAAGAUUCAGCAUAUCUGCGAGGACAUCGGGCUCCAAUUCCUCAUGGACGACAACACCGCCACCAUCAGCAUCACGGAUCCGAAGGUCAGCUACGCACUGAACGUGCUCGAGAAUCAACUCAAGACGUGGAAAGAACAAGUGCCGCAGGAGUGCCGCGGACCCGGACUGCAGUUCUUCGAACAUGUGUGCAGCCUGUAUCUGCACGAGAUUGCGUUACAUUUCAAUCACAAUAUCGAGGACUUCCGGCUGCCUUUCACCGAGGAGAGUUUGAAGUCUGUCAACAACACUGCCGACACCUUGACCACAAAUCAGAUUGCUGCGCUCGAAGCGUGCCUGAAAGCCGCGCAUGGGAUUCUGGACACCAUGCUGAGCUACGAAACGGAAACGAUUAAGAGUCUUCCCAUGCUCUUAUUCUUUGUGCGCUGUGUAUAUGCGAUCGUCAUCUUGAUCAAGAUGCACGUGGCUGUGUGCACACCCAACAGCGAGCUCGGCAAGAUGAUGAAGCCGCAGGAUCUGAAGGUCGACUACUACAUCGACAAACUUAUCAAUCUAUUCAGCUAUGUCAGCAAAGGCGGCGAGGAGUUCAGGCCGCACCCGAAGAUUCUGCGCAUCUUGACAGUUCUGCGCGACUGGUUCGGGAAGCAUAAGGAGAAUGUCGCCGCUCAGCAGAGUGGGAAGGUGAAGGUGGAGGACCACGAGAGACAGAGGAAAGACUUCAAUCAAACGCCACUGCAUCUACUGAGUCAAGCUGCGGUCGCUUCCACAAACCCACCACCUUCACAAUCUCAAGGCCAGCAGAGUCACCAGCGAUCGCACAGCCAAGGUGGACCCGACUGGACUUUCAACACCCCGACCGUCAUGGACUACAGUCAACGACCUCCUCCCAAUCAUCCAGACUAUCGGAUGCCCAAGUGGAACCAACCGUCUGGUCCUGCUCCUGCUGGUGACCCUAACGCUCCCGAGAAUGCAUAUCCUCAGCUUGAUCCACAAAUGGGUGUGCCAUCUAUGGGCAUGGUGGAUCCCACUAAUCAAGACUACGGCUGGGGCAGUGGAUUCGAGCAGGCCAUGGAUAUUGCUUUGGGUGGUGUGGAUGGCUUGCAGGGUAGUGGAUUGGAUAAUUGGUUCUUGGGCGAUGGUAUGGCGCCUUUUGGGUUCAAUGGUGAUAUGGGUGGCGGGUAUGGGGGGCAGUGGUGA
Recurvomyces mirabilis is the source of this 2841-nucleotide messenger RNA. RefSeq lists its product as uncharacterized. Gene Ontology annotation, cellular component: nucleus. The transcript is spliced from 2 exons. Gene Ontology annotation, molecular function: DNA-binding transcription factor activity, RNA polymerase II-specific; zinc ion binding; transcription cis-regulatory region binding. The record is from RefSeq and is a predicted model, not a curated record. The coding region runs from base 1 to 2841 and encodes 946 amino acids. Gene Ontology annotation, biological process: regulation of DNA-templated transcription. Lineage: Eukaryota; Fungi; Ascomycota; Dothideomycetes; Mycosphaerellales; Teratosphaeriaceae.